AUGGCUGGCAGUACCCUUUUUAUGACUCCCGAGGAGUCGGGGCGGGUACAACAGACAGUCCAAGAUGUGAGAUGCAAGCGUCUGGAACAGAUGGGUCAGCCACGAGAGCCCAAGGAUCCGACAUCAUUGAUCCAACAAGCUACGGGGACAUCUCUCAUGGAAGACAUGGCAUCUUCUUUGUUUGGGGUGGCUCAAAAGAAGAGUAGUCCCGAUACCAUGCCAGCGUACAGCGUUGGAUCGCCCUAUAUGCCCUGUACCACUGAAUUGUCUCAACUGAAGAGCAUAAAACUCAUGGACCUUCGCAUGGAGACGCACCAUCGCGGCAGUGUCCUAGCUCUCCGCCGUGUUUCUCCAGUUGUCACACUCAAGGCCUCAUCGUGGGCAGCCAUGCAAGGAGAGUCCGCCCAUGAUGUAGAGCGCCUGGAGGUUUUCUUGCACAAAUCCAAGUUUGGUCGAGAGCUCCUUGACUUGGGGUUAGUCUUCCUAGUCAAAGAGCCGUACUAUACUCUCAACAACGAAGGCGAAGCCGUGAUCCGUAUCGAUCAUCCCUCAGACCUCGUUAUUCUCACAUACAGCGAUAGCCCAGAGUCAUGGCGUAGCAGUACUGAGGGUGAUUCGGCGCCCGUUACGAGAACACCUGUAAAGUGCAAAGAGGAGGGCAAUGAGGCACUUGGAAAACAAGAUUACGCACGAGCCCACGUUCGCUACACCGAAGGCCUGGAACAGAUCUCAAAGGAUGGUCACUCCAACAGUACUCUGUGUAACGAUCUCCACCGCAACCGGUCAUACGUCAAUCUCCUUCUCCAUCGAUAUGACGAAGCAAAGGCUGACGCCCUCUCAUCUCUUACUCGCGGCGAGGGUGAAGAUGAGAAGCUCCUGGAUGCAAAGGCAUACUAUCGAGCUGGCUGUGCAGCUUACAAUCUUGGCGAGUACGAUGAAGCUAAAGGUUCUUUUGAACAGCAACUCAGCCUGGAGCCCAAUAACAAGCUAGCCAAAAUUAACUUGCGCAGAGUCAAGAUGCGGUCUGAGGAGCGCGCCACCGGAGUAUACGACUUUAGCAAGAUUGUGAGCGGACUGUCCAAAACGGAAGGACGCGCAGACACCGCGAGCUUCACCAGUAAUACAGAGAUCAAGAAGAGCCCCGGUGCAGGUCGCGGUCUGUUUGCAACUUGCAAUCUUGAACCUGGGGAGAUCAUUAUGUGCGAGAAAGCCUUUUGUGUCGUUUGGGGACAUGAGCCUGAAGCCUUUUCCGUGCUCACCUGUGAUGUGCGAGAUGAUGCCACGAUCCGAGUCUUCCCUGCUGGUUUGCACAAAGCCGUGGUGCAGAGGAUCUUAAAUAAUCCAUCGCAAUCAGAAAAAGUCCUAGAUCUUUUUAGUGAUUAUGAGGGCUUGGGCAGCAAAGUCGACAAGCAGGAUGGCAGCCCCGUGCUUGAUACCUUCCAGGUUCACGACAUUGUGCAGAGGAAUGCUUUCGGCCCUGGUCAGCAGUCCGACGGCGAGGAUGUAACUAAUGCCAGCACCGGGCUCUGGGUGCACGCAGCGUACAUCAAUCACUCCUGUGUCCCGAAUGCGAAGAAAGAUUACGUGGGCGACCUCAUGCUUCUCCGUGCCACACGCCGAAUCGCUUUGGGGGACGAGAUCACUCACUCCUAUGACGAGACCAGCGAUUACGAUACAAGGACUGCAGCAAUAAACAAAACGUGGGGCUUCAAUUGUCGGUGUGCACUUUGCCAAGCCGAGGAGGCGGAUGGCCCAGCUCUGCGCAAGCAACGUUUUGAGUUGGAAAAGCAGGCAAGCGAAUUGAUCCAAAAGGCAAGCCCAACCGAGGUGAAGAAGAUUACGGUCAACAAAGCCAAACGGCUCCAACAAUCUCUCAAAGAUACAUACAACGACAAGCGAUACAAGGGCCUUCCUCGACGUGCGCUUGGCGGGAUCGAGCAAUGGCUCCAAGCAGCCCUCACAAGAUGA
Pochonia chlamydosporia 170 is the source of this 1968-nucleotide messenger RNA. Its product is annotated as TPR domain-containing protein. Lineage: Eukaryota; Fungi; Ascomycota; Sordariomycetes; Hypocreales; Clavicipitaceae. The transcript has a single exon. Gene Ontology annotation, molecular function: protein binding. The record is from RefSeq and is a predicted model, not a curated record. The coding region runs from base 1 to 1968 and encodes 655 amino acids.